AUGAACACUGAACAGGCGGCAAAGCUGCCAACGCCCGACGACCCCAGAUGGUUUACGGGCGCCUACAACAGCACGAUGGAGGAGUUGGGUGCACAGUUAAUCCAGGAGGAGCUCGGGCGGAAAGCGUCCAACACGGAAUCCAUACCAGAAUCAAGACAAUUACCGGUGGUACAACAGUCCACCGUCGCAGCAGACGGCGUCACGGUCUUCUACCGCCACGCCGGGCCCGAAUCGCCAACGGCACCCACCAUCGUGCUGCUGCACGGCUUCCCCAGCUCUUCCUUUAUGUUCCGCAACCUGAUACCGCACCUCGCCCUCGCCGGCUACCGCGUCUUCGCCCCUGACCUGCCGGGCUUCGGCUUCACCGACGUCGACCCGGGCCGCGACUACGACUACACGUUCCAAAACCUGGCGACGACCUUUGAGGGCUUCGUGGAAGCGCUGCAGCUGCGCCGCUUCGCGCUCUACGUCUUCGACCUGGGCGCCCCCGUGGGCCUGCGCUUCGCCCUGCGGCGGCCCGACGCCGUCGUCGCCCUCGUGACCCAGAACGGCAACCUCUACAGCGAGGGGCUCGCGCGCGCCUUCUGGGCCCCCUUCGAGGCCUACUGGGCCCACCCGACGCCUCGGAGCUGCCCGCCCGCCCGCCACGCCCUGCGCGGCCUGGUCGAGUACCCGGCCACGCGGUGGCGGUACACGCAGGGCCAGCCCUCGCCGGGCCGCGUGCCCCGCGAGCCCAGCGACCUGGACCAGACCCUGCUCGACCGGCCCGGCGUCAAGGACCUGCACCUGGACCUGUUCCACGACUACCGCACCAACGUCGAGCUCUACCCGGCCUUUCAGCGCUACCUGGCCCAGUCCCUCGUGCCCGUGCUCGCCGUCUGGGGCCGCAACGACCCCAUAUACACCCCCGACGGCGCCGUCGCCUUCAGGCGCGACGUCAGGGACAUGGAGAUUCGGUGGAUCGACGCCGGCCACUUUGCCCUCGAGGGGAACGAGGCCGACGUCGCCGGCGCCAUGUGCGACUUUUUUGAUACUUAUUACAUAUUCAGCCCCUCGGCUACAUGA
Messenger RNA from Pyricularia pennisetigena, 1065 nucleotides. RefSeq lists its product as uncharacterized. Lineage: Eukaryota; Fungi; Ascomycota; Sordariomycetes; Magnaporthales; Pyriculariaceae. Gene Ontology annotation, molecular function: epoxide hydrolase activity. The transcript has a single exon. The record is from RefSeq and is a predicted model, not a curated record. Bases 1 to 1065 code for a protein of 354 amino acids.